CACAAUAUGCGCGCUUUCGUGGUACUCGCCUGUGUGGCGUUGGCCUAUGGCCGCCCUGAACCUCCUGUGGGAUACAGCUACUCGGCUCCUUCCAGCAGCUACGGAACUCCUUCUCUAGGAAGUCAUUCAAGCGGGCUUUCCUUAGGAGGCAGCCACUCUUCUGGUGGAUUAUCAUUGAGCGGUGGUCAAUCUUCUGGUGGAAUCUCAUUCGCCAGUAGCAGCCUGAAUGGUGGAUUUAGCGGAGGUCUCGGUGGAGGACUCAGCGGUGGAUUCAGCAGUGGAUUAAGUAGUGGUUUCGCUGGUGAUUCUGGAUUCUCUGGAAUUUCUGGUGGAUUCUCUGGUGCCCCUAUCGUACAGAAGCACAUUUAUGUUCACGUUCCUCCACCAGAGCCUCAAGAGCAGAGAACUCCACAAGCCGUUUCUGUUGCUACUCCCCAGAAACAUUACAAGAUCAUCUUUAUCAAGGCUCCAACUCCACCCACUCCUGUUGCUCCUAUCAUUCCAGUUCAACAACAAAACGAAGAGAAAACUCUUGUAUACGUUUUGGUCAAGAAGCCUGAAGAACAACCUGAUAUCGUUAUUCCCACACUUGCUCCCACUCAGCCUUCCAAACCCGAAGUAUACUUCAUAAAAUACCAGACACAGAAGGAGUCCUCUGGUAUUGGAGGUGGUGCUAUUGGUGGUGGUGCUAUCAGUGGCGGUUCUGUCGGAGGUGGUUCUUUCGAAGGUGGUUCUCUUAGUGGAGGCUCUCUCAUCAGUGGUGGAAUCGGCAGUUCUGAUAUCAGCGGUUCCGGUAUUGACAGCUCAUCCCUAAUUGGCGCUGGUAGUCAUGGUGGAGCUGAAAUCGCCACUAACUUUGGAGGUAGCGGUGGUGUUGGAAGCGGAUCUAUCAGUGGUGGUGCAACUAGCUCACAAUACGGUCCCCCUGGCCACGUUGCUGGUCCCCUUCAUUAA
Molecule: messenger RNA, 954 nt
Organism: Nymphalis io (European peacock)
Lineage: Eukaryota; Metazoa; Arthropoda; Insecta; Lepidoptera; Nymphalidae
Product: keratin, type II cytoskeletal 3-like
Exons: 2
Coding region: 7-954 (315 amino acids)
Source: RefSeq, a predicted model, not a curated record